Mycena indigotica is the source of this 1224-nucleotide messenger RNA. RefSeq lists its product as uncharacterized. The transcript is spliced from 3 exons. Bases 1 to 1224 code for a protein of 407 amino acids. Lineage: Eukaryota; Fungi; Basidiomycota; Agaricomycetes; Agaricales; Mycenaceae. The record is from RefSeq and is a predicted model, not a curated record.
AUGCCUCCAGAGCCCAUACCCCCGGAGCUGAUAGACACCGUUCUUAACUACGUUGACGACCGCAGGACACUCAAGGCAUGCACUGUGGUUUGCCGCAGCUUUUGUGCACUCGCGCAGAAGAGACUCUUUUCGUCGUUCACCCUCCUGCCGCCUUCUCUCCCCCAUGUGGCUCCACCUCCGCAGGACCUUGCAACCUUUCUGGUGAACUCCCCGCAUAUCCCCUUUCACGUCCGCCGUCUGCAUAUCGUCUGCCCCCACUACGAGAACUGGGUCGGCGCCAUCCUGCAAUGUCUUGCGCUGUUCACGCGCCUGACAAGCCUCCUCAUCGACUGCCGCUACCUCUCCAAAGACACUCACAGCUGGGAGUCCUUCUACCCGGACACCGUCACCGCCUUGCGAUCAAUAGCCGCGCUACCCUCUAUGCGCACGCUAUUGCUGUACGCUGUCGACCUCGAUGUUGCCUUGCAGCUCUUCCCACCACGAGUCCGUCGCUUGGUCCUGUACCGUCCGUGUUUUGACGUCAAUAUUGGGCUUGCACUUGAUGCCCAGUAUUCCGGGCGCGAGGAUAGUAUACCCAAGCUCGAACUUGACUCACUCGAGCUCCAGUUGGACUCGCUGCACGAGCCCGCGGCGGACCUUUUCUUUGCACGCUUCAUCGACGUUGCGCGGCUGCGGCAUCUCCACGUGGCCUACCCGGAGUCCGAAUAUGGGGAGUGCCCGCCGCAGGUGCACGCCGUGCAUCAUACCGUCGACCUCCAGCAUCUCCACAUAACCGCCCGGACGUUCGACGUCCAAAAUGACACGCGCGUCCUCGAUAUCAGCCACCUCCAAAAGCUGCACGUUGUCAAGCUGACCGUGCCAGUCGACGCCGACAUUGUGUUCGAUAGCGUGUAUAGCGUCGUGGAGACUGUUUUGCGCUGCAUUGUGAUUCCAGGCCCGGUCCGACAUGUGAUCAUCGAUCUCGCGCUCUCCGAGUUUAGCGGACACUCCGAGCUCCCACUCAUUCGAUCGCUCGCGCACUUUGCGGAGCAGCUGGCUCCCCUCUUACACUCAUGGGUGGACCAGCAUUUCAUGCCGACGGUGUCCAUCUGGGUCCACUUUCAAAACGGAUAUGUUGGGAAUAUUGGGGGGCCAGUGAGGAAGGCAGUAUUAGAUGAGGUGGGGGAUCUUGGCAUUGACGUGAAUGUCGAGGCAUUCGGUGAUGCGAGAGAUGCACUGAAAUAA